Lytechinus pictus (painted urchin) is the source of this 3549-nucleotide messenger RNA. RefSeq names its product store-operated calcium entry-associated regulatory factor-like. The transcript has 9 exons. Gene Ontology annotation, cellular component: endoplasmic reticulum membrane. Gene Ontology annotation, biological process: regulation of store-operated calcium entry. The coding region runs from base 328 to 1359 and encodes 343 amino acids. The record is from RefSeq and is a predicted model, not a curated record. NCBI's taxonomy places the organism in Eukaryota, Metazoa, Echinodermata, Echinoidea, Temnopleuroida, Toxopneustidae.
GCCAUAAGAUCGAGAAGCAGAUAUACAUACAUAUACCACUACGUAUUGUGCCCAGUGGCAUUGGAAGAAUUUCUAAAAACGAACUAGAUCUUUAAUUUUUGAAAAUAAGGAAUCUGGGUUUUCAACUCGAUUAGAACUGAAAUACAUUUAUUAUAGAUAAUUGUUCGUUGAUUUCUGAAAUUUUGAGCCAGCGGGAAACUGGAAAUUUAAGCAAUCUGAGAAGGAAAAGAAGACGACCAGGCGGAAAAACUUUGCACAAAUCUGAACAGGUGGGACAACGAACUACGGUUACGCUCAUUGAAGCAUCUGCGAGAGAAAAUUAGAAAGAUGAAGGCGUCGAUUGUGGUCUGCUCCGUUUUCAUCGUGAGUUUAACAGGUGUGAUAGAAGCAGCAUUUGGCUUUGGAAAGAGUGACCAAGUGCGGCUGGAAGACAUCUCGGUACUAACCCUUAAACAUGGGAAGAUGACGACGGGAAGGAGAUCAAGUCCUGUAAAACAGCUUCAAUGUGUUGGUGGUUCCGCUGCCCAUGCGUUCACCCCACAGGUAGUCCAGUGUUAUAACAGAGGAUCCGAUGGGUAUGAUGUUCAGUGGGAAUGUAAGACAGACAUGGAUAACGCCUAUCGCUUUGGUCAGAUCGAGGUCAUUUGCGAAGGAUACUCCUCACCAGACGAUGAAUACAUUCUCAAAGGAUCGUGUGGCCUGGAAUACACACUUGAAUACACAAAGGAAGGUAUGAACCAGAAGAACAGUGGAGGGAGCUAUCACAGUUACCAUGACAAUGAUGAUGGAUCCUAUGAUAACUACUAUAACCAAAGCCGGCAGAAAUCUUGGAAGGCAGAUUGGUUGUUCCUGGCCAUUGUUGCAGUCUUGAUGUACGUUAUCUACAGAACCUGCAUUGCCAGUACACCCACUGAAUCGGGAACCGCUGGCAGCGAUGACGGUUACCCAGGCCAGAGAGGUACAGGAUUUGGGCCAGGGGGUGGUGGAGGCGCACCCCCUCCACCGGGCUUCAGGGACGAUGGGUACUCCGGAGGCAGCUGUAGCGGUACCCAAGGGCACUCAUCGGGGAACACCAGGGGCGCAGGGACCGGUGGAGGGGGUCUUGGUGGGGGUGGAUUCUGGACCGGUGCUGCUGCUGGGGGUCUGCUUGGGUACCUCUUUGGUGGAAACAGAAAUCGUGGCUAUGGAUACGGGGGCUACGGCAGGCCGAGGUAUGGCUACACUGCUCCAAGGUACAAUAGUGGAUUCUCCUCAGGCUGGGGAAGCAGUAGCAGGAGCAGCGGUUUCUCAGGGUUUGGUGGUGGGGGAAGUUCAGGCACAAGAACUGCUUCAGGUUUUGGUGGGACGAGACGACGAUGAGAUAUACUGGAGUCAUCCAUGAUAGGUCAGCAUUUUUAUUUCAGUGUGUGUCACAAUCUUCAUCUGUGUGAUAGCGCCCUCGCUCUAUCGUUGGGUAAUACAAUAACGUUUAUAUGUGCUCUGUCUACAAGCAGGCGGUCUACUUCUCAAGCCGUAUAACACCAUCCUGGCUGAACCUAUUUGGUCUACUAGCUACUGAAUGGGCAGCACCAUACAGGCGCAAAAUAUUCCCAGAUCGCCAAAAUCCCACUUUGACUAAUAAUAAUACAAUGUAUAUAUUGCCAUCUAUCUAGAAAUAUUCUAUUCCGAGGCGCACAAGAAAAGACAGAAUGAGAGAGUGCGGAUGAGUUUUAAAGUGCCAGUAACUAAUACUGUUAAAAGAGAUAAGACUUCAAGUUAGAUUUGAAGGUCUCCAGUGAAUAUAUAAUUCUUCAACGGCAAAUUGUUCUAGAGAGAAGGUGCUGGGGCAGAGAAAGCUCACACACCAUAAUGCUACACGUGUCUUGGGAGUCUUACGAAGUUGCUGGUGUGAUGAUCUUAGGCUACAAGCUGUUGUAUAAGGCAUGACAAUGUCAUGUAGAUAUUUUGGUGCCAUACCAUUUAACACUCUCCAAGUGAGACAAAGUAUUUGAAAUUCGCUUCCGGAUUGGCAACCAAUGUAACUACUAAUUAUUUUGCUCUUUGUCAAAUGAAAAUAUGAUUCAUGAACAGUUUAGCUAGUCGUAUAGACUAUUAUAUGUUAGACAAAGUGGAUAUUAGAUUAAAUUGGUGUAGUCUAACUAGAAAUAAGACAAAUGGUAAAUGGGCUAGAGGGAAAUUAUACCACUUGCUGUUGUAGACGAUUUGGAAUAGGACUAAUUGGGAAGAGACCAAGCACCUGUUUCAUAAAACUUAUUACAAUAAAAAAAAUCCAAUAACAGUUCAUAUGAGCUAAUGAAAUCCUAUUAUCUGAUAAGCUGAUGGUAAAUUUGUGAAAGGGGGCACAGAUGGAAAGUAGACAAUUUGCUAAUGUAUACCUAAUCCUAUUUCUACAAACUGAUUCUCGCUUUUUUUUAUAAUCAUUUUGAAGAAAGCAACAACCAAAAUAUAUCACUAGACGUGAGGACAGAAGGUAAACAAGAUAAAAAGGGGAUAUAUACCAAGUGACAAUUUACUUAUUUAUGAUACAUAAUCCUAUUUUCUACAAACUAUUUCUUUUAUUAUUGCUAUUGUUCGUUUUAUUAUAAUAAUUUUAAAGACAGCAACAACGGCUAAAAUAUAUCAUUAACCGUGAGGACAGAAAGUAAAGUAGAUAUUCAGGGGGUGUUCACCAAGUAACAAUUUACUAAUUUAAGAAACAUAAUCCUAUUUUCUACAAAUUAUUUCUUUUUAUUAUUGCUAUUAUUCUUUUUAGUAUAAUCAUUUUAAAGAUACCAACAACAACUAGAAUAUUUAAUUAACCAUGCGAACAUAUUACAAAAUGCCUUCUGAUUCUAUUUGUACAUUAUUACAUGUUAUUGUGGUGGGACAAUGUAAAUAUUGUAAACCUUUAUGACAUUGGUACUUCGUAAAGUUUUGUGCAGUAUAAACAUCUUGGCCCGAAUUCACAAAGGUGUUUUUGAAAACCCACGGUUGAAUCCAUGGUUUUUAGGCUGAUUUUCUGUAUAAAUUACGCUUAAUUUAGCGCGUAUUGGGCGCAUGUAUAAAAAAUGUCCAAUGCUGAUGUGCGCGUUUGUCACAGUGCGCAAAAUUGACGCCUGUUACCAUGGUAAGAUACGCUAUUUCAUUUAUGAGUCCACUGUUUGAAGAGUGGACUCAUUAAUUCAAAACAGUGGACUCAUGAAUAAAAUAGCUUGGAUAACCACGGCAACAGGUGUCAAUUUGGCGCACUGUGACAUAAGCGCAUCAGCAUUGGACAUUUUUAAAUAUACGCACUAAAUUAAGCGUAAUUUAUACAGGAAAUCUGCAUAAACCAUGGACUCAACCGUGGGUUUUCAAAACCACCUUUGUGAAUUCGGGCCAGUGUUGGACCUGAUUAUGUUAGGUAUUAAUUAUUAUCAAUUUCUGUAAUAUGUAAUAUUUUCAAUAUUUUUGAACUAGGAUUAUCUUAUUUUAUGUCACUAAGCUUUCACUUUUGGACAAUCAAGAUUUGUAUGGUUUUAUAAGGAAAGUUAUAUUAUAUUUACUUCAAUAAAUCUAUUUAAUAAUCUA